AUGGAAGGGAAAUGGGCAGCUCUAUACGCGAAGCGCACCGCCAAGAAGAACAAAAGCUUCCAGGAUGGAUUCCUUGUCGUUAAGGCGAACAAGCUCGUGCUGCUGGAUGAAGGAGAAAAUCCGCUGGACGAGAAAUUUAGAGGGCAAAGGGAUGUUGUGAUGCAAGGGAGCGACCUAGAGUUUGAUCGAUACAUCGUGCAAGUGGAUAGUCGGGUUGGUGGUACCGAUGCUACCGGCGGAUCGAGCUCCACGAAACAAGAUUUGGCUGCAGAGAAGGAGGAUUUGUCUCAGACAAAAACCAAGGCUCUCUACUUCCCGCUCAAGAAGAAACUAAAGCCGAGCAUCGAACGAAGAACAACCAAUGAGAUUCUUGAUAGACUCCGAAUGCCGAAUGGAUUUUCUCAAGAAAGGAGCUCUCAGGAUGCUCAAGCCUCUCAAGUUUUUGUUUGCGACGAGAAUGGGAAAAAUGCGUCUCUGUGUUUGAGGCUGAACAUUGUGCCCGAUGUCACUCCUCCAGUUCAGUUUUACUUCCAAGCUGCUGGACAGUUACAAAGAAACGUCGCCAUUCCAGACAAGUUCAAGGAUUGCUCCGAGUACAAGGAAGUUAUGUCUUCAGCACUGAUCGAAGAGAUUUCCUUGAUGAUUUCCGACUUUGCCAGGCGUUUCAACUCUGCAAAAGAAAAGAUCCAAGCUGCUAUUAUGCCCUCUUGCAGCCACGGAGAGUGCGAGCUACGCCGAAAUGACGAGGAUGGAAACUUUAAAGGGCGUUGGUUUUAUACUUGUUCAAGAAAUCCGCCUUGUAUGAAGUCCUGGGCAGACACUGCAAGUGGUAAGAGCGCCCAACUAUCUGCGGACGAACUCGAAAGACUUUAUGCUUCUUAUGACAUUAACCUCUAUGCGCACUGUCACUUAGUGAGAAGAUCUUCAAGGCCCGGAUACAUAAACAUCCAUUUGGGAAGAACUGUUCCCUUGAACUAUGCGAAGGGAGAUUUGAUGGUCAUUAGUUCCAGUUCAAACUUCCCGGAGAAAAACAGCGAGGAGUUUACUGUUGUGGCCACAAGUGAAUCGUUUGGCUCUUCUAGAAAUGCAGCCGUAGAGUUACGGCUACAUGGACAACCAGUACCAAUAAGAGAAGGAAAGAAAAUAUAUGUCUUACAAGGGCCUAGUCUUCAAUCGGAACUGACGAUGCUCGAUUGUAUAAGAUCCAAUCCUCCAGUACGCCGUUGUUACCUCUUCUUAUGGGAUCGGAUACGUAUGUGCCUAGACAGGCUGUAGUUCCGACGAGUAUGGACCGCGUAGCUAAAGAGGCAAUCUUCAAAUACAACCUGAACAGUGACCAGGCAAAAGUUUUGUUUACAGUGGGCGGAUGGUUUACAUC
Molecule: messenger RNA, 1378 nt
Organism: Selaginella moellendorffii
Lineage: Eukaryota; Viridiplantae; Streptophyta; Lycopodiopsida; Selaginellales; Selaginellaceae
Exons: 13
Coding region: 1-1275 (424 amino acids)
Biological process (GO): double-strand break repair
Cellular component (GO): nucleus; site of double-strand break
Molecular function (GO): zinc ion binding
Source: RefSeq, a predicted model, not a curated record